Molecule: messenger RNA, 647 nt
Organism: Nylanderia fulva
Lineage: Eukaryota; Metazoa; Arthropoda; Insecta; Hymenoptera; Formicidae
Gene: Vkor
Product: Vitamin-K epoxide reductase
Biological process (GO): peptidyl-glutamic acid carboxylation; vitamin K metabolic process
Molecular function (GO): vitamin-K-epoxide reductase (warfarin-sensitive) activity
Source: RefSeq, a predicted model, not a curated record
ACGUGGAUGCAUCACUGAAGCAUCCCACGUCCUAGAAUCAUUAUAGUAGAUCAUUAUAGUAGAUACACGUGUAUGAUCAUCACACGUUAUCGCAAAAUGUCGACAUCUGGAAACUGCGCGUUACGAAAAAUCAAUGCUGGAAUUUUGUCCGCAUGCCUUAUUGGUUUGGGAUUAUCAUAUUAUACGUACGUCGUGGAAACUAAAAAGGAACAGGAUGAUUCGUACAAAGCAAUGUGCGACAUUUCGGAGAAUAUCAGCUGUACCAAAGUAUUUAUGACCGGAUAUGGUAAAGGGUUCGGAUUAUUACCAAAAAAUUCCGUAUUUAACAUUCCAAAUCCCAUAUAUGGGUUACUAUUUUAUAUUCAAAUUAUAGUUUUAAGUAUGAUUAAUAAUUACACUUGUUCUGCUGCUGUUGUUGCUUUAGGAAUACUCUCUAAUAUUUUAUCGAUAUACUUGGCGUAUAUAUUAUACGUUUUUAAUAAUAUUUGUGUAGUGUGCGUUAGCAUAUACAUCGUAAACGCAGCGAUUACAUUUUUUGCUAUUAAGGAAUUCCGAAAACUAUCAAUUGAUAUUGCACGGAAAAAGAAGAAAUAGAUUUAACUACAAUUUUUUAGCAACUGUGACCAAGAUGAUAUUUUAUAAUAUUU